This is a messenger RNA of Dermacentor albipictus, 1413 nucleotides long. RefSeq names its product monocarboxylate transporter 9-like. Gene Ontology annotation, molecular function: monocarboxylic acid transmembrane transporter activity. The record is from RefSeq and is a predicted model, not a curated record. Gene Ontology annotation, cellular component: membrane. Lineage: Eukaryota; Metazoa; Arthropoda; Arachnida; Ixodida; Ixodidae.
AUGGUGGCACUCAGCGCGUCUCCAUGGUCUGUAACAACAACGAUGUCAAGGUUCCCGGCAGAAUCAGCGUGGAAAUAGACCCGAUCCCGGCGCGCGGAAGGCGGCGAUCGACAGUGAUCAGCGUCACGAAACCCACUGAAGUGCGGCAGAGCACGACUAUCAGCGUGCGCCGACUUAUGGUCGCCGACGUGGUUAGGAGAGGAACAGCGUCAAACGUGAACGCCGACCGGGACUUUUCUGGCAAUCUACGUUCACCGACGCCUGAGCACCGUCCUUCCAUCGCAUCCAGACGAAGUAGUACGUUUGCCAGCAGCGUCGGCGAAGCGCCGCCAAGCGAGGUGUCUUCCAUCGCUCCGACGGUUUCGCCAAGGAACGCAGCAAUGGAGAGAAGGGGAACCAUGAUGAGUGUCGCUGGAUCCAUGUUUGCCGCCAAACGGCUGUCGUUGAACCGGGGGGAUGCGUUCUCGCGAAGAGGAACGGUGAUAAGCGUGACCUGUCCGUCUGGACUCGGAAACCUGCAGGAGACGACUGUCGAGGUGACCGCAGUCGAAGCACGGUCCUCCGCCCUGAGCAGCCUCAGGGAAGUGCUGUGCGCGCCGCGGAUGUAUUUCCACACCUUGAGCUUCUUCACGUACGUCUUCUUCAUGGACUCGUACCUCGCAGUCAUGUUCGAUCUCGGCGAGGACAUUGGCGUCCCGGUCAGCGAGUCAGUCCUCGCCCUGACGGUCCUCUCAGCUAUGGAUACCGUCGGCCGGUUUUUCGUACCAUUCCUGAGCGACUACGGACUCGCAUCGACAGCGUCGUUGAUUACUGCGUGCUACCUCUCGCUUACCGUCAUUUCGGCCCUGAUACCAUUGGUCGCGGGAAAGCUUGUCUUUUUGGCCGUGUCUGCGAUUCUGGGACUACCCGGAGGCUACAUCCUUGUUGGCACAUCCGAACGCAUCUCUACAGAGCUGGGGACUGAUAACCUCCCAAUGGCCUACGGAGUGCUGGUACUCGUCACUGCCGUGGGAAGCUUUGUUCGGCCACCUGUAGUAGGUGCCUUCCGCGACACGAUCGGCUCGUACGACGGACUCUUUCAACUGAUGGCAGGAAUGCUUGCCCUCGCGCUGCUCUUCAACAUCGGGCUCUGGAUCAACGGCCGGCCAUCUUCGAAAAAAAGCAGAACGACGGCACCUGCGCAGGACAGGGGUGCGCACGUCUCCACCGGCGAACCCCUGCCCACUCUGGCGGAAGUGGUCGAUAGCACGACGCUGUAGGGGCGCGCGGACAUGCAACUCUGAGCACGAGACAAUGUCGCGUAGGACGAAGUGGCAGUGGGACAUCAAGAAUCGCUGCGUUGCGCCCUCGUGCACGUUGCUUAGAGCCUCAUAUGAUGGGAACCAUAUCUCGUAUGACCACGCAGAUGUUGCC